This is a messenger RNA of Caretta caretta (loggerhead turtle), 5708 nucleotides long. The record is from RefSeq and is a predicted model, not a curated record. Lineage: Eukaryota; Metazoa; Chordata; Testudines; Cheloniidae.
CUGGGGCCGGGGCCGGGGCCGGGGCCGGGCCGGGCCGCUCCGCUCCGCACUCGGAGCCAUGGCCGGCGCCGGCAGGAAGAAGCAGGUUCGCUUCGCCCGGCCGGAGGCGGAGGAGACGCUGCGGGGCGGUGAGGGGCCGGCGGCGGAGCCGAGUCUCCUCCCGGAGCCCGCGCCGCGGCCUGAGAGUACUGAGCACAUUGCUGGUACUGAAAUGAUGAAUGUCCCAUACAGCCAAGUUUUCCUUUGGUCUUAUUCUCACAAUGAGAUACUUACUAUUUCCUGCCUGAAACUCACUUGGGUGCUCCACAAGCUUAUUCCAAAGGGUAUGAGCAUUGCUAUCCUGGGACCUACAUUUCAAGAUCUGGCUGCAAAUGUGAAUAAAAAUGUCAGUGAUAUUUACUACAUUUUCAUGGGUCGUUCUCUGGGGUACCUUGGUGGUUCAGUGAUUGGAGGGAUUAUCUUUGACUGCAUGAACCCUCAUCUCCUCUUGGGGUUAACCAUGCUGGGAACAGCAGUUGGUCUGUAUGCCAUACCAUGGUGUAAGAAAGCGCUUUUGUUAACUGCCCUGAUGUCAGUCAUUGGGACUUCUAUGGGUGUUCUAGACACAGGUGGAAAUGUCCUUGCAUUGAAUACAUGGGGAACAGACGCUGGACCACAUAUGCAGGCCUUACACUUCAGUUUUGCACUGGGUGCCCUUGUGGCCCCAAUCCUGGCAAAAAUGGCAUUGGGCAGCUUCAUAUCUCCUAAAGUCCAAAGAGAAGAUGAAAAGACAAACCACUCUGUUCCGAGUGAUAUACCUAAUGCACUGUCUGGAUCAGCAAUGACACUGCAUUCUAAUGUGAGCUUUACGUGGUCCUACAUUUUCAUAGGGACCUAUAUUUUGAUAGUUUCUUUGUUGUUUGUUGUUCUGUAUUCAAGGACCGGCACAGUGCGAGAUAAAGCAAAAGCUUCUCUGCAGAAAUGCCAAAUUCCCAAAUACCACUGUGCCCUUCUCAUUCUUCUUUUCCUUUUCUUCUUUUGCUAUGUAGGAGCAGAGGUCAGCUAUGGCUCUUACAUUUUCAGUUAUGCAAAGGUUUAUGCAGACAUGAAAAAAAGUGAAGCAGCUGGUUUGAACUCCCUUUUUUGGGGAGCAUUUGCAGCUUGCAGAGGACUGGCAAUCUGUUUUGCUACCUGUUUAUACCCUGGUACUAUGAUUCUGCUGAGUGUCAUAGGUUCCACUGUCUCUUCUCUGUUCCUGGCACUGUUCAGUAAGCAUCCAGUUUCGCUCUGGGUUGGGACAGCAGUGUAUGGUGCUUCAAUGGCUACCAUCUUUCCCAGUGGCAUUUCCUGGAUUGAACAGUACACCACCAUACAAGGAAAGUCUGCUUCUCUCCUUAUAGUUGGUGCUGCCUUGGGGGAGAUGUGCAUUCCAGCAGUGGUUGGGUUUCUUGGAGGAAAAUUUCACAAUGUCCCUGUGAUGAUGUAUACUGCACUGGGAACAUCUGUAAUGACAGCAGUACUAUUUCCUGUGAUGUAUAAAUUAGCCACUUCUCCCAGUGAGAAUAAGUUAAAAGAUGGUGGUGGGAACGAGGACCAAAAAGCUUUGUUGUCCAACUUUGAAUUUAAUGAAGAUGAGGAAGAUGAAGAGGAUGCAGGAGAAUGGAAUGAAGCAGACUUUGAAGUAAUUGAAAUGAAUGAUACAGUGAGAGAGUCUGUGGUAGAGACAUCUCAAAAGAUCCCAGGGGAGUCCCCAGCGAAAGUGUCCAUGCAGCCACCUUCAAACAUAUUUAAUUCUUCUCCAGUGAUUGCUCUUAGCUCCCCAGGGAGAAAGCAAUUCAAUAGAGACAGAGAGAAGAACGAUUAAAGGAAAAGCUAGGCUGCUUACUUGAAAUGAUUGCCUGGAUUCUGUAAGGUGGUAAUCACAAUCAAAUAAGCUGUUUUUGUAAAGAGAUUCAGAAUUUUAAUAGUGGUACAAAGCCAAGUGUUUCAGCCUCUGUGCUUGCCAAAUCCCAGGUUAUGCUUUUUUAUUUUACUCUGCAAUCAUGCAUCCUGGAGUGGCAAAGAACGUGUAGGUUGGACACACCAAAGAGGGAGUCUGUGGUAAUACGAUCAGGUGUUGUGUCAUGGAACUAAAAGCAAUUUAGACUAAACAUAUGGGAAACAUUUCUUAAAUGCGUGGCUGUAAACAGUUUCUCGAAGAAAGCGGUGGGCACCCUAAUGUAACUUAAAGUGAGAUUGUUCGGAGUAUUUUAAACAUAUUUUUAGAACAAUCCUUUGUUGGCUGGAAUAGACCAGGACACACAGUGAUCUUAACUGAUCACACUCAUACAAAUCAGAAAUGAGAGAAGAAUAUUGAACUUCUUGAAUCUAGUGAAGGGGAUAUUCCAUGGCACUUAGUUUGGUAUGUAACAUAAACCAGGAAAUUAAGUUAAACAACAAGCUGUCGGUUGUGUCCUUGUCCUUUUGGGAAAGUGGAAAAGUUGAUAGUUAAUGGAUGUAUUGUUGACCUUGACUGGGAAUUGCCUGGCUUUGUCAUUUUCAUGUAAUGUUGUUUAAAUAUAGAUUUCUGUGUUCAUUUUAAAUCAUGGAAACAUCAAAUGUGUUACACUAGAAUAAAAUAUUUAUUUAGGGAGGUUUUUAAAAAUGUGUAUUAUGUACUCGUUCCAAGGUUGCUUUGAAGAACAAAACGGUUUGUCGCACAUCUGCUGCAUUUUUUUAUUUUGGGAGGAUGGAGAGAGGGGACAAGGGAGUUUUUAAAAAGUAGUUGUGCUGACCUGCUAUAAUUUUUAACUCUUGAUUGUUGAGCCAUUAUGAGCUACUCUUUAAUCAAUGUUUGAUAACAAACUACUGGUAUCACAGGCAGUAUACACAGUAGCGUAAUUACUUUACCUAUACCAAAGCUAAAUUUCAAAGGCAAUUUUACCUUCUUAGUAACCAGGAACCCCUAGUCCAUAGUAUUGACUGAGGACUCUCAAAUGAAAUUGUUCAAACAAAAGUUUUAAAGAUCUGUUCUGGCUUUCCCUGAAGUUAAUAGCAAAAAUCCAGUGGGAGCACAUACUUCUCUAGAAAAGGAAAAUACGUAUCUUUUUUUCAAAGCAAAAUGUACAAAACUGUCUGACUGUGUGCAAAGCUUAGCUUAUGGCACACUUCAAUAGCUGUAUACUUCUGGAAAAUUAAUAGGUUACAGUUACUAAUGAAACCUUCCCUUUUCUAACAGCCACAGUAUUUAGUGCAAUCCAAGUUCUGAAAGGUACCAGAGGGUGACCUAUAACUGCUUCUUUUGUGCAAGUUGAAUUGGUGCCCUCUGCUUUUUACUCUGGUAACAUUGUAAUGUUUCAGAUACUUUGGAUGAUGUAUUUGCAAGCUGCCUUAAGAGAAGGUCCAUGUUUUGCACAGAUGAGGUACAGUGGAGUGUUUCAUGAACGUCUUGGGGGUGUGUGUGUAUGAGAGAGAGAUUGGAAAUAUCAUGCUGGGGGAGGGGAGAAACACUGAGUGCUAGCAAAUAAAUAAAUCACCAUAAUGCCAAGAACAGACAAAUAUCGAAAGUGUUGUUUAGAAUUAAUUUGGAGCCUUCCAUUUAAUGCAGUCCUUCUAUCUGAAAACCCAGAUUUUGAAGGCAGCUUUCUCUGAGGCUGCAUGAUCAAAACUUGCUGUUUGUAUUGCUCAUUGGAUAGUUAAGACUUUUGUUGGUAAUUUUACUUUUGUAGUAAGAGUUGCAGUUUGCUUAUUUACAUUUUGGAGUGUUUCUGUUGUGGUACAGAAACCUUUUUUUAGAAGUUUAGGUUUAUGACUGCUUCCGCUCUUCUCUCUCUUCCACCCCCUCCCCCCCCCUUUACAAAUUUCGCUUUCCUCUGAAAUCUGAGGGGAAGAAAUGGAGCAAGACCUAGCCAUACUGGAAAACUUUAUACCCUGGUAGUGAAAAUGAAAUCCAAACUCCAUGGAGAAACUUGGGCUCCAUAAUCAGGAACUUACUUUAAGUUUGCGAUCAUAGCUGCUUUCUCCACAGUGGGCUGCUCAGUGUAGAGAGAUUACAUAAUGUGGAGGUUUUAUUUCAAGUUCACUGUAUAAAUUCCUGCAUGAUACAUGCACCUAAAUAAUAUUUUAAAUAUAUAUAUAAUAUAUAUCAUAUAAAUGAUCAGAGGGUUCCCUUGUGAUACAAUAUAAGAGUGGCAAAGUGUAACACUCAAAUAAUUGGGGUAGCAUAAAGCUUUUUCUCUGUCAUAGGACAACUGAUGGAAAAAUUGAAACUAAGAAAUGCGAUAUGUAGACAAAAAACCAAAUCUGUAGUGUAGGUCAUCAACUGCUUUGACUAAUGUCAUGUGGAAAUCUAGAAUCAAGUUAUACAUUUAAAAAUUACUUAGUAAUAAGCUUGUCUGUAAGUCAUUCCUAAAAUGUUCAGAUUGACCCCUAGCACCCAGUAUUUUUGAGUGAUCACCCGUCUCUUCAAAUUUGAGCACUUUAGUUAUUAUGCAAUGAAAACGUUGGUGAUGGGAUGUACUUGCACAACAGCCAGCUUUCCCUCACUACCCCCUUUCAACAACUGUAUUUAAAUGUAUAUAGGCAGUUUUUGUACAUCAGGUGAUACAUACUGUUAAAUGUAAAAUAUACUAAAGAAAGACCAGCCAGGAUGUAAGUCAGUUUAGAUUGAUUAAGAAAUUAAUGAGUGACAUGCUGCCUUAGAAUAUUACAAGUUUCCUCUGCUGUCAUCUUAAGAUCCAACAACUAUAUAAAAGUUGCAGCCUUAUGUCAGUCACUCUGUUGAGGGAUUUCUGGGCUCUUUGUUAGCUGGAAAACACAAGUUACUGGUGUUUACUUAAAUUCAUGUAGCUUUAGUAUAUUUGAAUUUAAAAGUUUCCUGGUUAAACUGCAAUACCUGGUAAGUGCCUUCUUUGUCAGUCAAUCAGUGUUUAAUUAGGACCUUAGUUUUGAAUUUGAUCAGAACCUUAAGAGACAAAGUAUUUUAUACUAGAAACAACCAAUGUCCUCCAUAUUUUUAUUGGUUAAUUUGAUUAUUUGGCAAUACAGUUGUCAUUUUAAGAAACCCUUGUUUCCUUAAGUGUCAGUGAUCAUCUUUAAAUAGUGCAACAUUUCAGUUAUAGGCUUGUGGGAGCUGUGUUAUGCUCAGUGAUAGCUAACUGAAUUAAUAGCAGUUGCUUAUGUCAUUGAGAAUCACAGGAACAGACUGAAGAAAGAGGAAAACACUAUGAACAUUUGCACAUCAGUGCAAUAAGAUCUGUUCCUCUUGCUUCAUAGUUAAGGUGGGCAGCUGGCAGCAAAUUGUCAUCUAUUAGUAUGUUUUCAUUUAGCCUGAAGAUUGGCAAUGUCCAUAAAAAAAAACAGAAUGCAAUACUGUUUUUAAGAUGAAGCAUUUAAAUGAUAAGGAACAAUGUGAAGGUAUUUUUGGUAUUUGCACUUUUAUCUCCUAAAUGAGACUGCACAAAGCUAGUAAUCUCAAGUAAGCAACAGUUCUUUGUGGUUUUUCCGUUACUCCAGUCUUGUUGCUUACUGCUUAUGCAACAAUCUACACUUACAUGAAUUGAGUUUUUUCCAUGCUUUUGUGUAUGGUGGGCUUUUUGAUUUAAUAUAUUUAGGUUGAAAACUGCUUGAUUACAUGACUGUGUAAUGUGAAAUUUAUUGGAUAAACUGUUUCUUGAAUGUAAUAAAUUGCUCUAAUUUACAAACAGGAGUAUCUUUUUAUAAUAAAGCUUGUACUGUGUUUCUGAACACUA